Molecule: messenger RNA, 3200 nt
Organism: Anopheles stephensi (Asian malaria mosquito)
Lineage: Eukaryota; Metazoa; Arthropoda; Insecta; Diptera; Culicidae
Product: annulin-like
Exons: 4
Coding region: 751-3126 (791 amino acids)
Biological process (GO): peptide cross-linking
Molecular function (GO): protein-glutamine gamma-glutamyltransferase activity
Source: RefSeq, a predicted model, not a curated record
UUCGUUGCAGGCGGCUAGUAAGUUUGUGAUAAAGAAUCUUUACUCCGUUGCCUGAAAAAUCGAACCGAGAUGAUAAAAAAAACUUUUAUGAGUCAUUAUGAUGGUUGAACACAGCUCGGCCGGUUGGUUGUUGAUGCAGAUUACCUAUAACUAUCGUGGAAAGUUGGUUAUCUCGGCAUCAUCUGUUUCGGGUAGAUUCUUGUAUAUACUGUAACUUUUCCCUAGAAGUGUUCAAAUUUUAGGUUAUUGAAAUUAAUUUAAAAAUUAGCUGAAACUACUGAGAUGAUUCUUUGACUUCGCGUUUCUCUCUCUUCUCAACUUCGUCUCGAUCGUCACACACCUGUCUUAAGUUAAGCCUUAAGUGUUGCAUUAUAGAAAAUUCUACCAAUGUAAGCUCUUUAAACCACUGAGGUGAAUAACACAGAUCUUUUGCAUCACUUGGUCAGAGAGAAUUCAUUGUUCGACCUGAACUCCAUAAUCAACGCUUUUAUUUGUUUUCAAACUUAUGAUCAACCGUGCUGUAACGAUUCCAAACAAUCGUAUAAGCUCUCCCCUCAAAACGAAUCGAAUUGUGUUCGCUACGCGUGUUUGAAUCGAUUUGCUCGAUUUUUAAACCACUAAGCUACACAAAUAUCAACAAACAACCGUAACGAGCAGGUACAUUUACGCACAUCGAAUGGCAUGCCUAUAAAAGGAGGUACCGAGCAGCCGUGCUGAGGUUCAGUGUGUCACUUUAACGCUCGGAUAACGAUGGGUUCUAAAGCAAAUCCUUACGUCUACAGAAUAUGGCCACCGCGUAAAGCGGUCAGGAACAGUUCGAUAAAGGAUGUGCUGAAGGUCGAAUCGAUCGAUCUGUGCUUCGAUGAGAAUGGGAAAUCCUUCAACACGCAAUCCUACGAAAUGAUGGUAAAUCCGCGCCCUACCAAACGACCCCGGCAGUUGGUAGUGCGACGUGGUGCACCAUUCACCGUGCGUUUGCUUUGCAGCCGUAAGUUCGAUCUGCAGGUUGACACGAUGGUGCUGGUGUUUUCGAUAGUGCCUCUCGGGAAGGAUAAGGCCACGUUUGGGAGUGGCACCGAAAGCUAUGUGCUGGUGCACCCGAACCCGGACGAAGGGAUCAGCGAGACAGGUGAGUUGCCAGAUGAUUGGCGAGCGAUACUGGACGAUGUUAAGGAAAAGCCGCUGGGUAAGGCAGAGCUGACGCUGCAGAUCAGAACACCGUCCUAUGCACCGGUGGCACGGUGGACGGUACAAUUUCACUGCCGACUGGACACUACCGACGCGAAAAGCAUGACUGAGAUAAAGGAUCCCAUGUACUUGCUGUACAAUCCGUGGUGUGCAGAGGACCCGGUCUAUAUGGAAGAUGAAGCCAGUAGGAAAGAGUACGUCCUGCAAGAUAGCACCCUUAUCUGCAAACCCUCAAAGAAGGGCCCGUACAUGACGAGCUGGAUCCUGGGCCAGUAUGAAGCAAACGUGCUCGACUGUGUGCUGUACCUCAUAGCGGAGGUUGGCAAUAUUAGGGCCGCACUGUCUGGCAAUCCGGUGCUCGUUACCCGGGCACUCACCGGUGCGAUAAACAGUGCGAGCGGGUACGGUUUACUGCGAGGCAACUGGUCCGGCAAUUACGAAGACGGUACUCCACCGACGGCUUGGACGGGGUCGGCAAAGAUACUGCAACAGUUCUACGACACGGGCAAAACGGUCAAUUACGGCCAGUGCUGGGUGUUUGGUGGUGUGUUAACGACCGUGUGCCGCGCGAUCGGUAUACCGAGCCGAAUCAUCACCAACUUUGAAUCGGCCGGCGAUCACGACGCAUCGCUAUCGAUCGACUACUUCGUAGACGAUAAGGAUAAUGCGGCCUCGGGCAUGACGGUGGACUCAAUCUGGAACUAUCACGUAUGGAACGAGGCGUGGAUGAAGCGUAAGGAUCUGCAGAAUCCGCACUUUGACGGAUGGCAGGUGAUCGACGGGACACCGCAGCAACUGUCCGACGGUAUGUACAAGUGUGGACCAUUCCCGGUCGCUGCGGUCAAGCAAGGCUUUGUGCACGUACCGUUCGACGGGGACUUUAUCUACGCGGAGGUAAACGCCGACGUGAUCUACUGGUCGAUCGGCAACGAUCAGAACCCACCGAAACCGCUCGAGAUCAACACCAGUCAGGUCGGGCGGGACAUAAGCACGAAAGCGAUUGGUUCGAGCAAGCGGCAAGACAUCACCGCCAGCUACAAGCAGCCGGAAAACACGAAAGAAGAGCGCGAGGUCAUGAAAACGGCCAUGCAGUUCAGCUGUCAACGGUUUGCCAGUGCUGGGUUGGCGAAACGCUUGCUCGGCCACAUGGUGAACGACAGCAAUGGGCACGAGCAAGCGAUCAAGCUGGAGCUGAAGUGUGACGAAGAGCUUACGAUCGGUUCGACGUUUCAGUUCGAGCUGAUCGUUACGUGCACCAGUGCGGUAAGCUCGGUGGAAGCGAGCGGCAACCUAGUGCUGAAAGAUUCCGACUACACCGGCCGGCACGUGGAAACGCUGAAAAGGGUACCGUUCGCUGUGAAGCUGGAACCGCUCGAGUCCAAAUCCAUCCUGGUACCGCUGGACUUUAAGGAUUACAGUUCUACCGCCUCGAACAAGACGAACAUCAAGGGAAUCUGCACGGCCCAGGUUAAGGGUAGCGAUCGGACGUAUCUGAAGGUGGAAAACUUCCAUCUAACACCACCCGCGAUCGAGCUGACACUGAUCGAGCACAGUUUGGCGGGUCCGAUUGCGGUACAGGUUGCGCUAAGGAACCCACUUCCGGUUCCGCUAACCCGUGGCCGCUUCACCGUCGAAGGAUCGCGGUUUACCGAUCCGCUAGAGAAAAAGUACGAUCUCAUACCGGUUGGUGGAGUGGUAAAUUUCAUUUAUUCGAUCAACCUAACGCACAAAGGAAAAAUGGUUGUUACCGCAUCGUUUAUUUCGAACGAGUUGAAGAAUGUGCACGGAAAUCUGACGGUUCUACUUUCUGGAGAAGAUGGUGAGGAAGGAGAAAACGCUGAAGAAGUAGACACAAUUGAAGAAGUGGAAAAAACUGAAGAAGUAGAAAAACCAGAUAAAGGCGACAGAGAUAAAGUAGAGGAAGACAAUACAGAAUAAGAGUAAAUACUAAUCUAAGUCAGUAAGUGCGUACUGUGUAGACAAUCGAGCAUCAAUAAAAAAGUUCUAUUUUA